Schistocerca gregaria is the source of this 1812-nucleotide messenger RNA. RefSeq names its product probable ATP-dependent RNA helicase DDX47. Bases 149 to 1429 code for a protein of 426 amino acids. The record is from RefSeq and is a predicted model, not a curated record. The transcript is spliced from 5 exons. Lineage: Eukaryota; Metazoa; Arthropoda; Insecta; Orthoptera; Acrididae. Gene Ontology annotation, molecular function: nucleic acid binding; RNA helicase activity; ATP binding.
AUGAAAAAAAAAGCUGGACUUAUCGGUAAAGCCGCCUUUUUCUCGCCAAAGUACAAAAAAUCGUGACUACAUUCGUGAUCGUAGCACAACUCUUUUGACAACAAAAACCUAUCCUCUCGUCCCGCAAGCGUGUGAGAAAUGAGAAAGGAUGGUGCAGACUCCUGGAGGGAUUGAUAUAGAAGCACAUCAAGAUUCGGCUGCUUUGAUAGACCGCGACACCGAUUUCAAAGAUUUAGGAUUGGCAGACGUUUUGGUAGAUGCCUGCAAAAGCCUAGGGUGGGUGCAUCCUACACAGAUACAAAAGAAAACGAUCCCGUUAGGCCUCAAAAAAAAGGACGUAGUCGCUCUGGCUCAAACAGGAUCCGGGAAGACGGCUGCCUUCGCACUACCCAUCCUCCAAGCACUGCUGAAAGAGACCCUGCCUUUGUUCGCGGUCGUAUUAGCGCCCACAAGAGAAUUGGCGUUCCAGAUCUCCGAUCAGUUCAGAGCGAUCGGCUCUCAACUGGGAGUCGUCGUUGCUACCAUCGUCGGCGGUGUAGACCACAUGUCGCAGGCUAUUUUUCUGGCGAAGAAGCCCCACAUUGUGGUGGGAACGCCAGGAAGAAUUUUGGACCACCUGCAAAAUACUAAGGGGUUUUCACUGUCGAAGGCACGAUUUUUGGUUUUAGACGAAGCAGACCGUUUGCUUAAUUUAGAGUUCGAGAGCGCCGUUGAUAAAAUUCUCGAGCAUUUACCUAAAAAUAGGGUUUCGUUUUUGUUUUCUGCUACGAUGACGUCGAAGGUGAGCAAGUUGAAGCGCGCCAGCCUUCGAAACCCCGUCAAGGUGGAGGUGGAUGCAAAGUACAGAACGGUUGACACUUUGGUUCAAAACUAUUUGUUUGUGCCGGAGAUUUACAAGGACUGCUAUCUCUAUCACUUGUUGAUACAAUUUUCUGGAAAUAGCACGAUAGUGUUUACGAGCAAAUGCGUAAGUGGUCAAAAAUUGGCGCUCGUUUUGCGUCACUUGAAUUUCAAGGCGAUUCCCCUGCACGGAAAGUUAUCACAAAGCAAGCGCCUCGAUGCACUGAAUCGGUUCAAGUCCGGGGAGAGUUUGGUUCUUGUGGCGACCGACGUGGCGAGUCGAGGGCUGCACAUUCCGGACGUGGAUUUGGUGAUCAAUUACGACAUUCCGGACUCCGCGAAGGGAUACAUUCACCGAGUCGGGCGCACGGCGCGCGCCGGAAAGGGUGGGAGAGCGUUGAAUUUGGUAACGCAGUACGACGUGGAAUAUUUUCAAAAGAUAGAACAAUAUAUUGGGGAAAAAAUGCGGUUGUAUCCAACAGAAGAGGAGGUCGUCCUGGCAUCCGCGGAGAGGGUGGCCGAGGCGCAAAGGGCGGCCGCGGUCGAGAUUCGAGAAUUCUCGACGAAAAAGAGGAAGAGAGAUGAAUAGCGUAGAGAAAUGUAAAAAGGGGUAGAAGGAUGUUGCGCGUGGGUUUGGGGUGCAUGUACAGAUCGAAGCAGAUGGCGAGCGCGCGUGCUGGACAGAAGUACCGCUUGCAGCUGGGAAGGGGUCGAAGCGGGAACGAGGACACGGUGCUUCACGACCUUCACGACUACCAUUUUGUGGACGGGAGUUGUCCUCCGGAGACGGGAGCGCAGAGGAGGACGCGUCUGAGGAGGGCGAGGAACGACCAGAGGAUUCAGAGGUUGGUUGACGAGAUGGUCCAGCUGCACGAGAAGUGGGCGAGGAUGGAGGAGGGCGGCAAGAAGGGGAUGGAGAGAGUGGCGAAGAAGAAAGGGUAAGGGUGUGAAAAAAAAAAAAAUAAAAUUGGG